AUGGCAUCUUUCCUGGAGCAUGGCGUUGCCUCGCCGCUCACGGAUCGCACAACAUUGUCACGACCAAGAACAGCCAUGGAUUCAAUUCCCACCGACCUGUCGAGCAGAUUCAAGCCGUUACAGGACGAUGCCAUGGAGUUGGUAUCACGCACCAAGCUGCUGAGUAUUCUCAGCCCGGACAUUCAAGGAACAGCGACCGCCAAGAUAUCUUCAUCGUACUAG
Messenger RNA from Colletotrichum orchidophilum, 222 nucleotides. RefSeq lists its product as uncharacterized. The transcript has a single exon. The record is from RefSeq and is a predicted model, not a curated record. The coding region runs from base 1 to 222 and encodes 73 amino acids. NCBI's taxonomy places the organism in Eukaryota, Fungi, Ascomycota, Sordariomycetes, Glomerellales, Glomerellaceae.